UUUUUUCUCUCACCACCGGCUAUAUCCCCGGUGACAUUUCGGGUCGGGUCAAAUUAGGUCAACGAUAACGGAAAAUUCGCCGGAUGAAACCCUCUUAACGGAAAAUAUGGCUGCUCCGACGACGACGACGACACCGACCUACACAUCAAUUCCGAUUCCAACCGGCGACGUCAUCUCCCGAUCAAUCCAUAAUCUCACUUCCACCAUCUCUCGCCACCGUCCCUGGCCCGAGCUCGUAAAUUCCGGCGCUUUCUGCUUCCCGGAGCGGUUCUCUUCUCUUCCCCUCCGAUCUAAGACGAAUCUCCGCUACUUCUUCGUCAACUACUCUCUCAUCGUCGGCACUUGCGCCGCGCUCUCUCUCAUCGCCGCCAAUCCCGUCGCGCUGGUCGUCGUCGGAGCGAUCACCGCCUUGUGGCUUAUUUUUCACUUUUUCAGGGAAGACCCGAUUAUUCUUUGGGGAUUUCAGGUCGGAGAUCGGACGGUGGUGGUCUGUCUUGUCCUAGCCUCCGUGUGGGCCAUAUGGUUCACUAGCUCCGCCGUGAGCUUGGCGAUAGGUGUCGGCGUUGGGUUGCUGUUGUGCACCAUUCACUCCGUUCUUAGAAACUCCGACGAGCUUUUCCUUGAGGAAGACGAUGCUGUUACCGGAGGCUUGAUCGGGUCUAAUCUCCGGUGAUAUUUUUCUCAUUUUACUUUUCCCCAAUUGAUUGUUUUCAGAUGUUCAAUUUUUUUUGCUUCCCUGAACAUUAUCAAAUUUUUCCUAAGGGGAAGUUUUGAUGUCUUGUUUUGAAAUUUGAGUGUGAUCUAAAAAUCUGAUUACUUGUUUUUUUUUUCUCCUUAUUCUUGGAAACUUGUGAAGUGUUUGAUGUUGGACUGUAAUCAGAAGAGAAGAAUGACCAUUUCUUGUUUGAUUGGUUCUCAUGGUGACGAAACCAACU
Messenger RNA from Eutrema salsugineum, 935 nucleotides. RefSeq names its product PRA1 family protein G2. Gene Ontology annotation, biological process: vesicle-mediated transport. The record is from RefSeq and is a predicted model, not a curated record. Bases 107 to 673 code for a protein of 188 amino acids. NCBI's taxonomy places the organism in Eukaryota, Viridiplantae, Streptophyta, Magnoliopsida, Brassicales, Brassicaceae. Gene Ontology annotation, cellular component: Golgi apparatus; endoplasmic reticulum. The transcript has a single exon.